AGAAGAUCCGGAUGAAACCCAAGCCUCAGAUGGGAGCCAGUUUGAUCAGCUCUUAGCAUCCGAGAGGCCGUGUGUGUGUAUGUGUGUGUGGAGAGCGAGGCUGGAGGGAGGAGUGUUUGAGUGCAUGACAGCGGGAGAGAUCAGAAGAGAGAUUGUUCCAGUGCUGGAGGUGAUCCUGCGUGGACGCAGCGCCUGGAUGUGCGCGGGAAAACGCGCUUAUUCGCGUUUUUAUGACUGUUUGCUUUGGUUGUGCCUCUCUGGACCCUGUUUCUGCCCUGCUGACCACAUCUCUGGAGCGAAACGGCUCUUCUGUGCUGGAAUGAGGAAGCUCAGGCUGGACGAUCAGUUUGUCUAACAUUAAGGUGGACACCGAUAAGCAGCAUGACUCAGUGCCAUGACAGCAACACUUCUUGCUGACACAGUGCAGCAGAGGAUGCUGGGAAACACCAAGCGUUUUUUUGGCAGCGCUGAAGACAAAGAGGGCGAAGAUGAGGAGGACGAGGAGGAGCGAUUGAAGAGAUUGAAACAAAAUGGGAUGAUUGAUAUGGGAGACAAGGAACACCAGAACCGGGCCGGACGCAAGACGGACGGAUCCAAACCGGCGGCCGUUGUGAUUGGAUGGCAGAGAGGAGAGAGACAGCCCAGGCCUGUUAACUCCGCCCAAAGAGGAAUCCCGCAUUUGCCCAGCCAGCCGACUCUUUAUCAUCAGACAACCAAUCAGCCGCUGUAUCACCCCGUUUUGACCAAUCAGCAGGCCCGGCGGCGUCUCAUGGAGCGCAGCAUGACCACGGUCACGCCUAUGGAAGACUCGCACCUCGCUGUGAUUAUGUUCCGCGUCGGCAUACCUGACAUCAAACAAACGAAGUGUUUGCGGUUUGAUCCCGAUUCAAGCGUUUGGAGCGCGAAGCAGCAGAUUAUUUGUUCUCUCAGCGAGUCGUUGUGGGACGUUUACAAUUACGGCCUCUUCCAGCCAGCUGGAGACGGACGAGAUGCCAAGUUCCUGGAGGAGGAACGCUUGCUUCGAGAGUUCGCCCAGUCCCUGGAGAAGGGAGUGCCCUACCUGGAGUUCAGAUAUAAGACACGGGUGUACAAACAGACAAACUUGGAUGAGAAACAACUAGCAAAGCUGCACACCAAGGCCAAUCUGAAGAAGUUCCUGGAUUAUGUUCAUGCCGGAGCGGUGGAGAAGUUGAGUAAAGCUCUGGAGAAAGGACUGGACCCCAACUACCAUGACACUGAGAGCGGAGAGACUCCUCUGACUCUGGCGGUUCAGGGGAGUCUGAGCGUGGAAGGGAUUCGUGUUCUGGUGCUGAACGGGGCUCAUGUGGAUUUCAGAUCCAGAGACGGACUCACACCCCUCCAUAAAGCAGUCAGAGCUCACAACCAGCCCGCGCUGAUGGCGCUGCUGUCUUUGGGAGCUUCUCCAGAUUAUCGAGACCGCUGUGGACUGACGCCGCUGUACCACUCGGUGCUGACAGGGGGCGAAACGUCCUGCUGUGAGACUCUGCUGUACUACAGAGCGCGACUGGGCGUCAGAGACGAGAACGGCUGGGACGAGUCACACCAGGCGUGUCAGCACGGAUUCGCCCAACACUUAGAACACCUUCUGUUCUACGGGGCAGACACCACUUCCCAGAAUGCAUCAGGAAACACUGCCCUCCACAUAUGUGCCCUUUACAACAAGGAGAGCUGCGCCCGGGUCCUUCUGUACCGAGGAGCCAGUAAGGAGAUAAAGAACAAACACGGUCAAACCCCUUUUCAGGUUGCUGUAAUGUCUGGCCAUUUUGAACUUGGAGAAAUUAUCAAAAAUCACAACGAUGCAGAUGUUGUUCCAUUUUUGGAAACUCCCAAAUACGCUCCUCUCUUUAUGGACGGUAUGUUGAGUCAACCCAUCAUGGCCGGCCUUCAGCAUCCUCACCCGCUGCUCCGCGCCAAGAGCGAGAACACGAUGACGACGCUCAUGGAUCCCGUAGUGCUGCCUGCCACUGCCGCCAGCAUGCCACCUGCUCAGACUCAGCGCCGGGCCUCUUUCGCUUUGAGGAGCUCCAGUAGUCCCCGCGGAGCACGAACUCGAUCCCCAUCUCGUGGAAGAGAGGGAGGAGAGACGGAGGAAAGGCAGCAAAAGCAACGAGGGAGGCAGGGAGGAGGUCAGAGGAAACGCCUGUACAGCGCCGUUCCGGGUCGCGUGUUUGUGGCGACGCGUUCUCACUCAGCUCACGGCGAGCGUGAGAUCAACAUCAGCAAAGGGGACAAGGUCAAAGUGUUGAGUGUAGGUGAAGGGGGAUUCUGGGAGGGAACAGUGAAGGGCCGCACAGGCUGGUUUCCUGCGGACUGUGUAGAAGAGGUGCUCCCCCAAAACCAGGAGCAGCAAACAGAGAGCCGCAAUGAGAAGGCGAAGAGGAAACUGUUUCGUCAUUACACAGUAGGAACGUACGAUGGUCUUGAAGUGCCCAGUGACUACAUCAUAAAGGAGAAAACUGUACUUCUGCAGAAAAAAGACAAUGAAGGCUUCGGUUUUGUACUCCGAGGGGCCAAAGCCCAGACUCCCGUCGAGGAGUUCAGCCCGACUCCAGCCUUUCCUGCUCUGCAGUACCUCGAGUCUGUCGACGAGGGGGGCGUCGCGUGGAGGUCCGGCCUGCGGAUGGGGGACUUCCUGAUCGAGGUGAAUGGAAUCAAUGUAGUGAAGGUGGGUCACAGGCAGGUGGUGAACAUGAUUCGCCAGGGCGGGAACAGUCUGAUGGUGAAGGUCGUCAUGGUAGCGCGAAAUCCUGAGAUGGAGGAAUUGCCUAAGAAGAAAGUUCCCCAGCAAAGUAAGCGGCUGACCCCUCCGGCUAUAGCUCUGCGCUCCAAAUCCAUGACUUCAGAACUGGAGGAGAUGGCUGCCUCACCAUGGAAGAAGAAACCAGAUCAUACAGAGAGCUCUCAAGCUCCAGAAAAGAAGAAGAGUGUCUAUCAAAUGGCCCUUAACAAGCUGGAUGAGAUUCUAGCCGCUGCUCAGCAGACAAUUAGCACAUCAGACUCUCAGGGUCACAGAGGUCACGGGGGCAAGAAGGAACGAAACAAGGGCUUUAACGCUAAUGAGCAAACUUUUGAACAAUCAGGUGUUGGCGUGAUGUCAUCAGGGUCUGGGUAUGGUUAUAACCAAGCCCAGUUUUCAUCAGGCCAUUCAACUCAGCGUGCUAUGAUGAUGCGUCAGAAAUCCAUGGGAGUGACUGAGGAGGAGAGGUUACAUCUCCAUCCUCCUACCAUGAAGCUGUCUCGUAGUCUUUCUGUGCCUGGACCAGAGGACAUCCCGCCUCCGCCCGACACCUCAGCGCCUGAGCCGCCCCUGUCUGCUGGCGGCCACACAGACAGGAGAUCGGCACCAACACAUUUUUUUGCUGUCCCUCCUCUGCCUCCAUCACACCACAUGCCUCAUAGCCAGACACAGCACAGGGUCCCGCCCAACCGCAGGGCUGAAACUGAUACCAGCAAGAUGGGAGGAGGAAGAAUGGGUGGCUUGAGGCGUGGCUAUAGCAAUGCCACGCCUCCCUCUGAUGUGGGUCCCAAACAAUCCACCGCACAGCGGAACCAAGCGCCAGCGGUGGCCAAGAUUGCAGGUCGGCAAGGUGGAAAGGGGCUGCUAGUGAAGCAGCGCAAAGUGGAGGAGACUGGCCGAGAAAAGUUAGAAAAAAGUUCCAUUUCGAUCCCGACGAUUAUUGUGAAAGCACCAUCUACCAGCAGCUCCGGACACAGCAGCCGUGCAAGCAGUGAGGACACAGAGCCGUCUCCUGAGAAUAAUGAAGAGCAGGAAGAGGCAAAGUCUCAAAACCCAGUCAUGGCUCCUGUGCCCGCUCCACCUCAACCACCUAGUAUCCCGUCAAAACUGGAAACUCUGGGCAAGAGCACAGCACAGCGGGAACGCGAACGCUACCGUGACUCACGUCGGAAAAGCACCUCCUUUUACUACUCCUCUGAAGAGGAUAUGUUGGAUGAGCAGGAGUCUGCUCAGACUUCAUUGGAGGCCAACACCUCGGCUCGUUUGCGCUCUUCUAAGUCUAUCGAUGAGGGAUUGAUCUCCGGUGAUGCCUUAAGCAUGCCGCCUGCGUUUGGGUUGCCACAAUACGCAUCAGCUACACCUCAUCAAGCCACUACCUUCAUCCACCCAUUGACGGGGAAGGUUCUAGACCCAACAAGCCCACUUGGACUCGCUCUGGCAGCACGUGAGCGUGCGCUGAAAGAUGACCGGCGUACACGUAGAGAGGAACGCCACUUCGGGCGGCAGCUGUCCAGCACUGGAGCCUUUCCGUCCGCCGUCUCCCCUGCAAACCAAAAACCUGUUCCUCCAUUCUAUAUUUACCAGUCACACACCUCUCUCUAUCUUAGUGGUGCCUCUCCAACAACAAGUGGGCCUGUCCCACAGAGUCGCCCCCAGUCGCCUCGAAUGCUUCGGUUGAGUGGUGGUGGGACGGGAAGCUUGGAAUGGAGUGAACAGAAUGUUGUGGACAGAGAGGAAAGAGGAGCACCAAAGGUGCGGUUUACAGAAAAUCAAGCCGGUCAGUACCAGGCCCACCUUCAGGACAGAGACAACAGAGCCAAUCAGUACCACACUUACAUGCGGGACCGAGAAAGGGAAGGGCACAAGCGGAUACCGCCCAAGCCUCCUCCCCGCAGGCCUUCAUUUAUAGGUAAGGAGAAUGAACUUGGCACAUCUGACAAAAAUCCCACCAGUAAUUCCCAGGAUGAUAGGGGAGGACAUAAGAUGGGAGAAGGUGGGAUAGAAAAGGAGGGAGAGAAAGAUGCAAAGAGAGGGCAGAAUCUAGGGGUUGGAGAGGGUGGCGAUGUGAUGAUGCUUCCACCCCCUGCUCCAUCUGUGGAUGUGGACGACGAGUUUGUGUUUGCAGAGCCCCUACCUCCCCCUAUACAGUUUGCAAACGGAAUAGAAAUAGACACCCAUGGAACAACAGAAUAUAAUCAACAACAACAACAGAAGGAGCUGUCAGGAUCUCAGCCACCCAAGGAGCAACAGUCUCUGCAAACGCUGUCCAAACCCCCGCAAGACACCAUGUCCUUAGCAGACAACACGCAAGCUGACUCACAGCAGACACCCGUCCAUCCUUCUGCUGUGGUUCAUCCAUUUCUUUUCCCACCAUCUCCUCUAAUCCCCCCUCCACAGCUGUGUCCCAAAAUACCUCCCGCGAACCCGCCCCAGUCCCAACCCUCAAGCUAUUCCCAGCACCCAAACACCAGUCAACCCCAACCUUUACCCUCGCCACAAGCGGGAGACUCUGCCGCUUCUAGUCUUACAUCUUACGACAGUGAGGUGGCCAAUCUGACCCAGUCUGCUCUUUCCCCAUCUCUUCCGUCUCCUCAGAUAUUCCCUUCAACGAGUUCCCCUUCCGCCUCAACCGCCUCAUCUGACCCUAUGUCCUUACAUCGGCCUCUCCCGCUUUUCUACCCGCAGCAAGGCCACGCUAACAUUUCUAUGUCAUACUCCACUGUGGCUGCGACUGCAGCUGUAAUGACUGUCACCACAACAAUGCCUUUGGAAAGUACAUCAGUUAUCACAGGUGACAGACUUCCUCCGGCACUUAAAGGGCGUGACUGGUCAGAAGCUGUGGUCGAUUCUGGAAUCGAAGAACUGGAUAGUCACAGCAGCAGCGAUCACCACAUGGAAAACUUUGGAGAAAGAAGAGAACAUGAAGGCAGCCGGGAGAAGGAGAGGGGAGGAGGGCGUAGAGAAAGCAUGGAGAGUGGAAUAGUAGGGGACGGAUUAAAAGGAGACCGAAGAGUGUCCCUGGAUUUGUCUCUUUCACACACCGAUAAAUUCGCUCAAAAACCACACAAACCGCACAUACAUAGAUCGAAACCGCCAAACCCGCCACUUGCAAAAACACACACUCAGAAUAUGUCAAAAUAUCACGUGCACACAGAAAACGGACGACCCGGACCGCUACAGCGGCAGGUUAGCACCGCUCCCAACAUGUACAGGUCAAGGGAAGAGGACGAGCAGGAACAGGGAAGAGGAGGCGACGCUGCAGUGAAGAUGCCAACGUUUAUGGAUCGUCGUCUCAACUCGCCUCUCUCCAAUGUGAAGGCCAGCAUCAUAAAUGAACUCAGCAGUAAACUACAACAGCUCGGUGGCUGGCAGAGUCAGGCACCGCCGUCAAAUCAUAGGUUUCCAGGCGAUCCCUCUGGCUGUGCGCCUCUCCUCCCUGCUUCUGCGGCGUCUCUCCAGCGCUCCUUCUCUCCAAACCUUCCCCCUAACUCUCUAACAUCCAACUGCCCCACUAUGGCUCUGAACCCUAACCCAGUACCUUCAUCUCCUCUUCCCGUAACGUCUCUAACCCCAGCGUUAACCCCGACCCCGUUACCUCUCACCCCAACCCCGGCUCCACCUCCUCUCAAAGACUGGACGCCGUCCAAUUCUCCCAUUUCUUUUCCACAUGGGAUUUUAUCCCCUCCGUCGCUGCCCCACGCCCCCCUCUCUCCUCUUUCCCUGGCUCAUGCACCCCUCUCUCCUCCAUCGUUACCUCAUCCUCCCAUCUCCCCGAUUUCUCUCUCUCACGCACCUCUUUCUCCUUCCUCUGUUUCUCAUCCACCUCUUUCUCCAUCCUACUCCCCCUAUCCCUUGUCUCCAAAACAUCGCUCAAAGUAUCGCGGUAAAGUGUCAGAGUUUCAAUUCUCCGGACCGGAAUUGCGCCGUUCCGAAUCUCAUUCGUACACCCAGCGUCGGCGAGCGCCCAGUCCCCUCAUUUCCUGCUCGGACCAUCCGCAACCUGGACCUCCACGUCCAUCCUCGCUCCCUCUCUUUCCGUCUACGCCGCUCUACGGCUCUCCGUAUGAAAUACAACCCCCUUUAACGCCCCCGUUGGGAGUCGCCCAUCAAUAUUCAGACCAGUUUUUCCCCCAAACUUCUCCUCUCUUCCCGCUCCCGUCACCUGUGGCUCCUCCCAACCCCGCGCUGGUCUCCAGCUCUCUCUCUCCUACCAACUUCCUGUCCGGAGGCUCCUCCCCCUCUUGUAUGAGCUACCCGCCUUUAACUCCUCCUCCACCCAAUCAGCCUUUUGUGUCUAAGCCCCUCCCCUACUGGAGCAAAUAUGACGUUGCUGAUUGGCUGACUUACCUGAAUCUGGCAGAGCACCGGGAGCGCUUUCUCGACAACGAGAUUGACGGCUCCCACCUGCCGUCUCUGACAAAAGAGGACUUCCUGGAUCUGGGCGUGAGUCGGGUCGGACACCGCAUGAACAUUGAGCGUGCGCUUAAGAGACUUACAGACAGGCUCUCCUCUGCUUUCUCUGUCUCCACUGUUUCUUCUGAAGGGCAGAACGAACGCAUGAGAGAUGAGGCGACUCAGAGCUAGAGGAGAGAAUUAGAGAGAACCAGUUAGAGGAUAGAAAGAGAGAAUGGGGUUAGACAAAAAGCACUUGGGAUGAGAGGGAAAGACUUCCACUCAAGGACAGAGGUGGGAAUGAUUGCAAUGGAGAAGCGCUAUGAAAUAUUCGAACACUCGCGGAGUGAACGAUAAGGUCAUCAUGAGCAAAUGUUUGUCGUCUCAGCUGAAGCCGGACGGCCAAACGUCUUCAGGCAAUCAGAGACAGAGAGAAUGUACUUCUUUCAUUGUUUUUUGGGAUGACGAGAUCAAGAGGUGUAUUGAAUUUUAGUAAUAUGAUAUUAUUAUAUUAAUACAAAUGAGGCUACUGUGCAUAUUUUAGCAUCUUGACGUGCAGGCUUUAAUUCAUCUGAUAAUAUGAUGAUUAAAGUCAACAUGAAACCUGAAUGAUCCCUUUUACUUUUUAAUACACACUUUUAAUGCUUAUCGAAUAGAAUUUGCCAGUGACAGUUUUCACCAUCCAGUCGAUUUGCAAUCAAGUCCUGCCGUACAUUUUUAGCUUUUAGCAUCCUCAGAUACAUUGGAUUUAUGAAAGUAAAAUGGGUUGCAGACUUCCAUGUUGACUUUAAGCAGUAAAAGAAGUCAUCAUAAUGCCAAUAAUAACCAUAUAAGGAUUAAGUAUGUAAGCGUUUUAAUACCGUAAGCAGAAUCAGUCUUCCAAAGAUCAGAACACAAUGAAAGAACCCAUCGUUUAUAUUGCUUAAGUGCGCUCUUGUUAACCUACACAAACACGCACGCAUGCACACUAACACAGACUCUGUGUUUAUGCGUGUGUGUGUGUGUGUAUGUGUGUUUUGUUAUGGCGGUGGUGGUUGUUUUAUAGGAGUAAAGCGUAACUCCAUUUCAUUUGAAAAUAUAUUUAAGGAAAUAGGAACAAAGGAAAUAUAUAUAUAUAUAUGUAUGUAUGUGUGAGUGUGUGUAUGGAAAUGUAUGCAGAAUUAAAGUAUAUAUAUAUAUAAAUAUCAGAUAUUUCUAUUGUUCUGUACAAUAAUUGAUGAAUAUGAUGAUACAUAAGCUCUGCUUAAGAGGUUUGAAUAAAUUAUUCUCUUGUUGAAUUUA
Molecule: messenger RNA, 8431 nt
Organism: Labeo rohita (rohu)
Lineage: Eukaryota; Metazoa; Chordata; Actinopteri; Cypriniformes; Cyprinidae
Product: SH3 and multiple ankyrin repeat domains protein 1
Exons: 27
Coding region: 395-7342 (2315 amino acids)
Cellular component (GO): postsynaptic density; dendritic spine; postsynaptic membrane
Molecular function (GO): ionotropic glutamate receptor binding; synaptic receptor adaptor activity
Source: RefSeq, a predicted model, not a curated record